AUGGAGGGAGACAAAGAGAAGAAGAACAAGAGCCACAAGGUCCGGGUGGUGGGCAGCAAGGCUGUAAAGAAGGAAGAAUUUCGCAAGAAGAAGGCAGGCAUAGAGCUUGAGCCAAACCGUGAUGGCAACAGGAAGGCAUUUCAGGGCCCGACAUCAGCUAGUCGCAAAGGACAAAAGCUUCUUCGAAGUCUUGAGAAGCGCGAGACGGCGUUGCAUGUACCUGUGGUGGAUAAGACGCUUCACCACAUUGUCUCGGAGCCACCGCUGCUCGUUGCUGUGGUGGGCCCUCCCGGUGUUGGAAAGUCAACCUUGAUUCGAUCCAUGGUCAAGUUCUACAGCAACCGCAAUGUACAGGCAGUGCGGGGCCCUAUCACAGUGGUGGCAGGUCGCAGUCGUCGUGUGACAUUUAUUGAAUGUCCGAACACACUCACGGCGAUGUGCGACGUCGCCAAGGUGGCGGAUCUCGUCUUGCUUAUGGUUGACGGCAGCUUUGGCUUUGAGAUGGAGACAUUUGAGUUUCUCAAUAUUGCACAGGUUCAUGGGUUUCCCCGCAUGUUUGGAGUAGUGUCCCACCUUGAUCAACUCAAGACUGGUAAGGCACUUAAGAAGCGGAAGAAGUUUCUUCGACAUCGUUUUUGGCAUGAAGUGGCAGCUGGUGCUAAAUUGCUGUGCUUGGCACCCAUGGUGCGUGGUAUGUAUCGUUCUACAGACGUUUUGAAGCUGCACCGACUCCUUAUUUGCGUGGAACCCAAGAUACAGUACUGGCGCAACACACACAGCUGUAUAUUGAUUGAUCGCUAUGAGGAUAUCACAGCCCCACAAAACAUUGUGGAGGAUGCAAACUGCAGCCGCACCAUCGCUUUUUACGGCUACGCACGUGGUAAACCGCUGAAACCGCAACAAGUUGUACACAUUCCUGGCUUGGGGGAUUUUCCGAUUGCACACAUCUCUAAACAAGAGGACCCCUGUGCCAUGGAUGACGUCGGUCGUGGCACUUCACAGGGGCACAAGAUGCGUCAUCUUAGCAUGAAGCAAAAACGUAUCUAUGCCCCCUACUGCAAUGUUAGCGGGGUGAUGUACGAUGAUGACGCCAUCUACAUUCAGGAAGAUGCAGAGAAAGGGAUGAUUGAACGCUCUGGUGAGGGGUUGCAGUACCUAAGAGAAUUGCAACGUGCGAAGCCUAUGGAUGCCGCUGCUGCUGCUUUGGAUGUCGUUCGUCGUCCUGUGGUAUUUCGUGACGAGGACACGAUGGAGCUUGAGAUGGACGAGGUGGAGACGCCUUCAGAUGAUGAUGAUGACGAUGACGAUAGCAGUAGUAGUAGUAGUAGUGGUGGUGGUGGUGGUGGCAAUAAAGAUGUGGAGGGCCGUAUGUUUCGAAAUGACUUGUCUCUGUACGGUCCACAGGAUGAGGAGGAGGAUGAUGAUGCCGCUGAUGUGGUUGACGGUCUUGCGCCACGUGGCCGUAAUGCGCCUGACGCCGUCCGAGAGAAUGUUGUGCGUCAUGAUUGGUCUGAUGCCACGCUGAUCCGUCGCCUGAAGAAUCUCUUUGUCACAGGGGACUGGAGUUAUUCGGCGAAUGCGGAGGGGAACAACGAGGAUGGCGAGGAGGAGUCCCCGGAGAGCGAGGCGAGCAAGGGCUACGAGAGCGAGGACGAAGAGUUUGACGCCAUUGUCCGUGGUGAGAAGUCACACACUUUCUCCAGCGUGCAACCAGAUGAUGGAUGUGAGGAUCACUCCAACGGUGAUGCGGAGUGGAAGGAAGAGGAGGAGAUGGAGAAGCGUGGGCGACAGCAAUUGGACGCAUUAGCAGCCGUGGGUCAUGGGUCGUCAUUGGCGCCCGCGUGGGGGGCAUUCUGGCCAUCCGAUACGACACAUUUUCGUGAUGGCUCGAAGGCAAAUAAAAAGAGGGAACUGCACGAUAAUGACAGUGAUGGCGGUGACUAUGACAUUCUCGCCGAAGAUGACGCGGCGGUGCACAAAUCGGUCUUCGCUGACACGGAACUGGACGAACUCGUAUCAACUUUUUUGGCGCCGCGGCAGGCAGCGACAAAGCCAACCACCUCAGCUGCUGCUUCUGGAGUGGCCCCUUCUCUGCGAAAUGACGAUGACGGUGCCAUCCAGUUCUACGACCCACACCACAGCCGCGCUGAUGGGGACGGCACGAGGAAUUCUAAUAAUAAUAAUAAUAAUGAGAAUGCUGAGGAGGAGGUGGCUGUAUUGGAGGGUAGGACGCUGACCGAAGAACAGGAGCGCCUUUUGCAGAAGAAAAUGGCGAAGAAAAAAGCCUUUGAUGAGUCGUACGACAUGGGCGAUAGGAGCAACACGUACACGCACUACCACCAACUCACCCGUGUCGUUGAGGAAAAGAAGCAACGACUCGAUGCGGCGUUACAGGAGAUGGGUGAGGAUGUUGCGAAAAAAAUUCAACUCGUUGGAUACUUCAGUGGAUUGUACAUUCGCUUUGUGCUUGAGAACAUUCCGGUGGAGUUUGUGCGACUAUUCGAUCCUACCAUACCGAUGAUCGCCGGUGGCGUUAAUGCGAGGGAGGAUCAGUUUCAGAUUGUCCACGCUAGGCUGAAGCGUCACCGCUGGUAUCCAAAGAUCCUCAAGGCCCAGGACCCGCUUUUAUUAUCCAUGGGAUGGCGACGCUUUCAGACGCAGCCGAUUUUUGCCACAGAGGACCCAAACGGCCGUGUGCGUUAUUUGAAGUACACACCGCAGCAUAUGCACUGUGUGGCUGCCUUUUACGCGCCCGUGGCGCCGACUAACACGGGGUUCAUUGCUAUCCCUGUCAAGGAUCAACGAUCUCCAAACUUCCGCAUUUCAUGCACUGGAUACACGCUUGGAAACGAUAAUGCUACAAACAUUGUGAAGAAGCUUAAACUCACGGGAGCACCGCAUAAAAUUAUGAAAACCACAGUGUUUGUCAAGGGGAUGUUUAACAGUGACAUUGAGGCAAGCAAGUUUGUUGGUGCAAAACUCAAGUCGGUGUCGGGCAUUCGUGGUAUUGUAAAGGCAGCUUUCAAGGGAAAGAACGGAUUGGUGCGCGCCACCUUUGAGGAUAAGCUACUUCCCUCGGACAUUGUUUUCUGCAGAGCAUGGAAGACAGUGCAACCACCAAAGUAUUGUUCUAUACAACGUAACCUUGUGGACGCAGACUGGGUGGGAAUGCGCAGUAUGCGAGAGCUGCGUUGGGAACACAAUGUUCCACUUGCCACGAAACGCGAUUCAGAGUACCACGAAAUCAAACGCCGCCAGCGGGGCGACGAGAACUAUGAAGGUGCGGAUUCCGACAAACAUGCUGACAAGGACACCGCAAAGGUCCUCCUCUCUCGUAAUCAAAAGUUGCAGCUUCCGUUUAAUAUGAAGGAGGAAUUCAUUCCGCUCGAGCGCACCACUGCGCUGCAGCAACGUAUCGCCGGUGCUGUUACCGUCGCGCCGGAGCCGCGAGACAUGCGCCGCACCGCUCUGCUUGACGCCUUCACAGACAAGGCAGACGCGAUGCUGAAAAAGAAGGAGGAGGCGAAGAAGAGAACGCGUCUACAGCGUCAACGCGAGUCAGCCAUCGAGGAGGAAGAGUAUCUGCGACAACUCAAGAAGGCGAAGAAGGAGACGGCACGCCUGCGUGAAUUCCGCUCGCAGCAUAAGUCACGCAAGUAA
This is a messenger RNA of Trypanosoma rangeli, 3660 nucleotides long. RefSeq names its product ribosome biogenesis protein BMS1. NCBI's taxonomy places the organism in Eukaryota, Euglenozoa, Kinetoplastea, Trypanosomatida, Trypanosomatidae. Gene Ontology annotation, cellular component: nucleus; 90S preribosome. The transcript has a single exon. The coding region runs from base 1 to 3660 and encodes 1219 amino acids. Gene Ontology annotation, molecular function: GTP binding; GTPase activity; U3 snoRNA binding. The record is from RefSeq and is a predicted model, not a curated record. Gene Ontology annotation, biological process: endonucleolytic cleavage of tricistronic rRNA transcript (SSU-rRNA, 5.8S rRNA, LSU-rRNA); ribosome biogenesis; maturation of SSU-rRNA from tricistronic rRNA transcript (SSU-rRNA, 5.8S rRNA, LSU-rRNA).